Molecule: messenger RNA, 7765 nt
Organism: Grus americana (Whooping crane)
Lineage: Eukaryota; Metazoa; Chordata; Aves; Gruiformes; Gruidae
Gene: AR
Product: androgen receptor
Exons: 8
Coding region: 619-2766 (715 amino acids)
Biological process (GO): male gonad development; androgen receptor signaling pathway; regulation of DNA-templated transcription
Cellular component (GO): nucleus
Molecular function (GO): sequence-specific DNA binding; nuclear receptor activity; steroid binding
Source: RefSeq, a predicted model, not a curated record
CGCCCAGAGGCCGCGGUGGCGGGCGCUGUCCCCAGGCGGGCCGGGCCGGGCGGCCCCGUCCCGUCCCUCUCCGCCCGUGGGGGCCGGCGCCGGUGAGGCACCGAGCCCAGAAAUUGCGGCGAAAGCCGGCGGCGGCGCUGCGGCCCCGCGGGGCUCCGUUCGCCGCCCCCGCCGCCCAGCCCGGCCGCCGCGGAAGGGGGGAGCCGAGCCGAGGGCAGGGGCGGACGCCGCUUGCCUCCGCGGCGGGUUACCGGAUUAAUCAUUGCAGAGCCCCUGGACCGCGCCGGCGGCGCGGGGCGGUCUCCCCCGCCGCACCUCCUUCCCCCGCAGCCUGCCGCCCGCGCUCCCCGCGCCGCCGCUCACACGGACCGCAGGCAGCCGCCCGCGGCGGCCGCACCUGCCCGUUGCCUCGGCUCCAACUUUUCCUGCCUGUUGCGCGCACCGAGCAUCCCGCCCGCCGCUUCCCGCCCCGCGCCGCCGCUCCGCCGGGGAUGGACGCCGCGGGGCAGCGCCGCUGCUAGCCGGCCCGGCGGGCGGGCGGCCGGGGGACGCCUGCCGGGGCUCUCCGCCCCCGCCUCGGCUGCCGUUGCCAUUUUCGCUGCCCCGCGCUCGGCGGGCAUGGAGGUGCAGCUGGGGGUCGGCCGCGUCUACCCGCGGGCGGGAGGCAGGACCUUCCGCGGGGCUUUUCAGACCUUCUUCCAGAGCGUCUGCGAGGUUUUCCAGGCGCCGCGGGACGAGCCGGGCGCCGGCCAGCAGCCGCCGGCGUGCGCGCCCUGCCCGCCGAGCCCCCGGCCGCCGCCGGGCUCGCCCACCUGCCUGCCGCCCCAGGAGCCCCGCGGCGCCGCGAAGGCGCUGCCGGCGGGCGGCCCCGCCAUGGGCUCGCCCUUCCCCUGCGCCGGCGAGCUGAGGGAGCUGCUCUGCGAGGCGGGCGGGCUGCCGCUGCUGCCGCCGCCCGAGGCCGAGCCGGCGCCCAAGGAGGACCCGCUGGGCGACAGCGCCAAGCAGCUCUGCAGGGCCGUGUCCGCCUCCAUGGGCCUGGCCCUGGAGGCGCUGGAGGCGCCGGGCGAGCCGCUGCCCCGCGAGGACUGCAUGUUCGCGCUGCCCGCCGGGCCGCCCCGCGCCCCGCGCCCCGCCGGCGGGGACCCGCCGGAGCCGCCGCCCGCCCCGGCCGCCUUCGCGGGCGCCGAGGCCGCGCUGGCCGUCGACGCGCCCCCCGGGCCGGGGCUCUACCGGGGCUCGCCGGGCCCCGCGGCGCGGCCGCCCCCGGGCUUCAGCCUUGCGCUGCCGCCCGCCCGCAUCAAGCUGGAGAGCCCGCCGGGGCCGGCGGCGGGCGGCGGCUGGGACGCCCCGUGCCGCUACGGCGCCGAGAUGGCCCCGCCGGGCCCCGCGCCCCCCUGGCCCGCCUUCCUCGCCGAGGAGGGGCAGCUCUACGGGCCCUGCGCCGAGCCGCCCGCCGGGCCCUUCGGCUGCGGGCGCGGGCCGGCCGCCGAGACCGCCGACUUCCCCGCCGACGCCUGGUACCCGGCCGGGCGGGCGCCCUUCGCCGCCCCCGCCGCCUGCAUCAAGAGCGAUCUGGGGCCCUGGGCCGAGGGCUACGCCGGCGCCUACGGCGAUGUCCGGUUGGAGACUGGCCGUGACCACGUCUUGCCCAUUGACUAUUACUUUCCACCUCAGAAGACUUGCCUGAUCUGUGGAGAUGAAGCAUCUGGGUGCCACUAUGGAGCCCUCACUUGUGGUAGCUGCAAAGUCUUCUUCAAACGGGCGGCUGAAGGUAAACAGAAAUACCUCUGUGCCAGCCGGAACGACUGCACCAUCGACAAAUUCCGAAGGAAAAACUGCCCGUCCUGCCGCCUGCGGAAGUGCUACGAGGCUGGGAUGACUCUCGGAGCCCGCAAGCUGAAGAAGCUGGGUAACCUGAAGACACAAGACGACGCUGAUGCAGCCAGCUCGUCCAGCCCCACAGAGGAGCAAGCUCCCAAGAUGGUGAUAACGCACAUUGAUGGGUAUGAGUGCCAGCCCAUCUUCCUCAACGUCCUGGAGGCCAUUGAGCCUGGCGUGGUGUGUGCCGGCCACGACAACAGCCAGCCAGACUCCUUCUCCAACCUGCUGACCAGCCUGAACGAGCUCGGGGAGAGGCAGCUGGUCUACGUGGUCAAGUGGGCAAAGGCCUUGCCAGGAUUUCGCAACCUGCAUGUGGAUGACCAGAUGUCAAUAAUCCAGUACUCUUGGAUGGGCCUUAUGGUUUUUGCUAUGGGCUGGAGAUCUUUCACCAACGUCAAUUCCAGGAUGCUUUACUUCGCUCCAGAUUUGGUCUUCAACGAGUACCGGAUGCACAAAUCCAGAAUGUACAGCCAGUGUGUCAGGAUGCGGCACCUCUCUCAGGAGUUCGGGUGGCUUCAGAUCACACCCCAGGAGUUUCUCUGUAUGAAGGCUCUGCUCUUCUUCAGUAUUAUUCCAGUGGAUGGCCUGAAGAACCAGAAGCUCUUUGAUGAACUUCGAAUGAAUUACAUUAAGGAACUUGACCGUAUCAUCGCUUGCAAGAGGAAGAACCCUACCUCCUGCUCUCGGCGAUUUUACCAGCUCACCAAGGUCCUGGACUCCGUGCAUCCUAUUGCCAAGGAUCUGCAUCAGUUUACAUUUGACCUUUUAAUUAAGGCACAUAUGGUGAGCGUGGACUACCCCGAAAUGAUGGCCGAGAUCAUCUCUGUGCAGGUUCCCAAGAUCCUGUCUGGAAAAGUCAAGCCUAUCUACUUCCACGCACAGUGAUCUUCGGAGGGACCUCCCAGUUCUGCCAUCCCCAUCUCAGCCAUCUCCUGCCUGUUAUUUCUGCACUACUGUACUGCAGUGCCUUGGGGAAUCCCCUCUACGGGGGCGGCGUGCCAAGAAGACGGACAGUAACGAACGACUACCUGCUGGGAUUCCUGAGAUUUCUAUUUUUCCUGAGGUACCUCUGGACUGACCUACCCACCACGGUUUCUGCCUGGAUUUGGCUGGCGUGCUGUGCUGGGACAGGGGACUGUGGCACGGUGGCAGGGGCACCGUGUCUCUGCUCUCUUGCUUGUGUGUUUUCCACAGUGACUCUUACGGCCCAGAGCCACCGGAGAUUGGGAGGAACGCCAGCAGUUGUUGGGUUGGGGUUUAUUUUUUAAACAGAGCAAGACAAGCAGCAGGUUCAACCUAUAAGUUUGGGUGCGGGUUACUUUACUGGGCUCCUUUGGGACUUUUUAUUUGCAUUAUGGUGCUGGGAUGCAGAUGAGCUAAAAUAUUACGGUAGAGAAACAGAGAAGAGUUGGGGGGUGAGAUGAAUUUGCAGCCUGAUGAAUUACAGGACCCGCUGCUGGCUCCGAAAGCUGCGACACGGCCGUCGUGGGGUCUGCUCCGGACAGCACGCCACUGCCGUCUGCGGCCCCACAGCCCCGCCGGCGCAGCAGCGCGGACGAGCUGGUGGAGCCUUGUCAGCAAGAGGGCUGGAGGGGAAGGCGACCUUUGGAAAUCCCCAGAGAUGCCGGAUGGCUGCUGUUUUCCACCUGGGAUGUUUUUCCUGCAGCCAGUCAAACUGGAUCUCGGUCUGCCCCGCGGAUGCCCGGGCGCUCAGCAGUCACAUUCCCGUCCUCGAAAGCUGCUGCUCCCCCGACACAGCCGUACCCACCUCCGCAAGUGCCUGACAUCCUCGGACCUCACACUCUCCCCUCUCCAGUGGGCACCCGCAGGCCCCUGCCCAGCCCCCCCGCAGCUCUGCUCCCGCUGGGUGUCUGCAGCCCCCGGGUCCCCAGCCACGCUACUCGUUUUCCGUUUGUCCCAGCUACUUUUUCCGAUGCCAGCAGACCAGCGUCCCGGGAGCAAAGCAGCAGGGCUGGGAUCUGCGGGUCCUGCGAGGCCACGGGACGCUGGCUGUUAAUCCCGUCCUUCGGGAGGUGGCUGCGGCGAGUGCCGACCUCCUGCCCUUCCGAGCGCUGCGCGCGGCUUCUGCUAAUUGCGGUGGUUGAUUGCAGCCCGGGGAGCCACUGCCCCGUGUGCACUGUCCCGCGCGCACGGUCCUGCGUGCAGCGUCCCACGCGCACCGGCUGUCCCCAGCAGCUGCAGGUGGCACGGUGGUGGCACGGUGGUGGCACGGUGGUGGCACGGCGCGGGCUGCAGCUGCGCGCUGAGGACGGAUGACGGUGCCCCGGGUGACGGGCGCCCGGCCCGCAGCCAGCAAGCAGCGGUGGGUCUGCACUGCUGGCGGCCCCCAGCAGUCGGGAGGAUCUGAGAGACGCCGGCGGGGUUCGUCAGGCACACGCGCUGCCUUGGCUCCACGUCGUACCUCCCAUCGAGAAGGAAGCGCAGGCCCACCCGACCCCUCUAUUCAGAUUUGUUUAUUUGGCGAGCUCCGCUUCCCACAAAGCGGCCGAGCCUGCGUGCCCCGCCGUGUUUCAGCUCCCCCCAUCCCGCACAGCUGUGAGCCCUCCAAACCCGCCAGGUCAGACCUGGCCGGGGGGUCGGCGAGCGCAGCGCGUGCAGGCCCUGGCCAGGGUAGUGCUGCCCCUCGGGGCUUUGCUGACAGGCGUCUGCAAGGGGCCCCGUGCCGCUGCGUUCCCCCCCGCGUGAUACCCGCUACUUGUGUUUGCCAGAUGUCGUUGGAAGUGAAGGGAGCGAGGUUUAGGCCAAUUGAUUUCCACGUACGCGUCGUGCAGAGAGCAGUGGUAACGCCGCCGCUGCUUGGCCCGGCCACGAGCUGAGUGUCACCGUCAGCUCUGCAGGCGAACGCGCUCACGGCUCGUCUGGGCGCUCGGUGAGAACAAACGGUUUUCCUGACGCUUUUCGAUCGUGCUAUGGGAUUUUCCUUAAGGGAAUGGGUAAGAAAAAAAACCCCCAAAACUGUCGAAGGGGAGGAUCUCUCUUUACGGUUAUUUGUGAUGAGUUUUCCUCCCCUGCUAGAGAUGGCUUUGAUCGCGCUCUUCCUCCUGAAAUCCCUUCGUGCAGGUGGCGACAGGAUCUGUAGCUAACCUUCCUGAAUGCCAGCCAACAGGACGGUGGUCUCAAUAGCUUUUCCUAUUUUAGAGGCUUGCAAGCAUUUUAAUUGUUGAUAUGAUCUACUAAUAUUUGCAAAUGAACUGGUAAAAAAAAUCCUGCUGGUGCGUUCCUCUCUUCUCAGAGAUUUUCUGGCCUUUGGCAGACGAAUACAAUGAACAGCUGGGUUGGUAAUGCCCGAUCUGUCAUCGAUAGGAGGAUGUUUAUGAGCAAACUGAGUAACUCCUUUGGAGAGCUUUGCAUUUUGCGCAAGCUUCCGUCUAAAGUUUUCAUUAGUUAAUGAGGGUGGAGGUAUCCUGCUGGGUACCUUUCUGCUGGGAGACUGGGAAGAAAUCAAACUGAACAGGGAUUUGCAUACACUGAUUUGCUGGUGGAAGCGUAGUGCAAAUGAAAAGCGGUUUAGAAGGGGAUACUGCCCAUACAUCAUCUGCCAGGUGCGUGCAACUCACGUGUACGAUGCCUCUCCAGCCACGUCCGCUUUAAGAGGGGAGCGGGAGUACCGCCGGGCGAUGGGGCAGGGGAGCAGGCAGGCUGCCUCCCUCCAUAAGGACCCAGAGCCCCCAUGCGUGCGAGCGGGGCAGGGAGUUGUGUCCUCUGGCUCUUUGCAUCCAAGUAACUUCUGGAACUUUUUAUUCAAAAAAAAAAAAAAAAAAGAUAUUAUUAGAGAGAUGACUGGAGGAUGUGGGAACCAGGAUCGCUGGCACCUGUGUGUGUAUCUGCCGGGGAGAGUUAACACCGUUUCCUUGGUUAUUUUCAUGGGCUGCUGCAGGAACCGGGGAAAAAAGAGUAUUAAGAAAUACCAAAGUCCAGGUCCUGCCAUAAAUCUCUGUACUUUGUGUUUUCUUCUGCACUUUCUUGUCUGCUUUUGCUUUAAUAAAGCAAAGAGAUUUUCACCAUCUUCACAAUCAUGUAGAAGCUGUCCCUGAGGCUUCCCUCGGGACGUCGAGCCCCGGGAGAGGAGACCCCCCCCUUCGGCAUCGCUGGCUCGCGCAGCCGGGGAGCGAACCACUUCCACAUCCCCCUCUGGUUUCGCUGGCUCUGCUCUGGUUUAGCUGGGAUGCGUGGGCUUUCGUGCUGGCUUAGCUGGGUCGUGGCUCGGACCGUCAGCUCCCACCGACGGCAGCAGAUGGAAGAGAAGGAACACACACGUUGGCGUCGGCCCGGGAGCGGCGUUUCUGCACGGAAGGCUGUCGUGAGAUAAGGGGUACGAGAUGAGGGGCCUUUAGUUCGCGCAGGGGGAACUGUUCCUCGAGCCUGUGUAGUGCCAGAAGACGUGAGCCGGAUGCCGCGGUGCAGUUCCGUGCCCGGGCAGGCAGCGUUCCUGGGCCAGCGCCUGCAGACCUUCGCCCACCUUCGCCCACCUUCACUCCACAGGCUCCUGCCAGCCCCGGCCGCGGUCAGCAGGGAGCUUCGCUUGGCAGGAGGAAGAGCUGAGCGGACGUUUCUGGAGCCGGGCAGCAUCUGAACGCUGUUCCCUUAGAAGUCAAAAGGCCCUGUGCGUUGGCUUCGGGAAGAACCGCGUUAAGCCAGCGCAGUGAGCAUCGCGCACCGUGCACGCAAGGUGAACGCCGCGUGAGUCAGCGCUGCGGAGGGGCGGCAGGACGCUGACCGCCUUUACCACCACGUGCUGUUCCACGCUCGCGGCUCUGCCCUGUGCGGCGCCGGCGGGUCGUUGCCACGGGCCGUGGGGACGCUGGGUUGUACCCGAGGUGUCACAGGGGGGUGGCCGUGCCCCCGGGCAGAGUCACGGGCCAACGCCGGCCGUCUCCACAGCUCCCUGCUGUGUGUGGCUGUCACUCCACUUACUGAUCUCUCUCUCCCUAGAUGCUUCAAUAACAUAUGUUAGACGUAUAUAUAUGUAUUAAAAAAUGGCAUGCCCCGUUUUGCAUUGCUAAAGAUAUCUGUUUAAUGUAGUGCUCUAAGAGGAUUUAUUUUCUGAUUGCACUGAUUGCAACUAAAUGUUCUUCAGGAGAUGAAUCAGUAUGUGCCAAUAUUAAUGGAAACUUUGAAUAGUUUUGUCUGGUUAGGCACUGCCCAGUUUUCAAACGUCCAUCCUUUCACGGCGUGAAUGGAGCAUACACUGGCAUAGCCUGGUGUCGGCAUCUGCUUCUCCAGCUUUCUUGUAGCUGAUUCUGGUUAGACAGGGAUAGUAUUUGCACUUGGGGGACAACGGAGCGUCCUUUGUUUCUGCCCUCUUUGACUGCACAAAGUGUCCUUCCACUUUCGGGCAGAAUGCUGGAAUUCCAAAGCGGUAGCUGUUUUCUAACUGUUUCAAAGUAGACUUUUCGGAGCACAGAAAUCUUUUCCUGUACCGUUAACGACUGGCCGACUCGCACUCGGCACCGCCACGUCCCGGCGCCCGCUACCAAAUGCCAGCGUACCUGGAAACCGGCAGCGGGGGGGCGGCGGGGACCGGCGGCGGGACCGAAACCUGCUGCCACCGGCGAGAGGCUGCCCCAGCCUGCUGGGGGGGGAGGCACGGGUCCGGAGGGGAGCGGGGCAGGCUGCAGCCCUCCCGCACCCACCUGCGCCCCUCACCCGCUCCCAGGCGGCACGGAGGGGCUCUUGCUCGUUCGCUUUUAAAAUGGCAGGGGAGCCUGCACUGGCGAUUCAACAAGUAACUGGCUAUCUGCACCACACAUCAAACCACAGCGAAUUUAUAAUAAGCUGCUCUCUGUGCCGGGUAUUUUGUGGUCUGUGGCAAUUGAAUGCUGUUUUUAUUUGUUAACAUGUCUCUGUAAUAAAAAGAGUUCUC